Asparagus officinalis (garden asparagus) is the source of this 905-nucleotide messenger RNA. RefSeq lists its product as uncharacterized. The transcript is spliced from 5 exons. Lineage: Eukaryota; Viridiplantae; Streptophyta; Magnoliopsida; Asparagales; Asparagaceae. The coding region runs from base 21 to 752 and encodes 243 amino acids. Gene Ontology annotation, biological process: meiotic DNA double-strand break formation. The record is from RefSeq and is a predicted model, not a curated record.
UGCCCGCUCUGUCUCUUCAAAUGUCCUCCGCAAUCUCGCGACAAAUUUCCCUUUUUCGAAUCCAGCUCGAGAAUCGAAGAUUCAAUGGCGCUGCGCUCCAGAUCUUGGACUCGAUAUUGGCCGCCAAGGACAUUCGAUCUCUCCUAGAGAUCAGAUCGGCUCUUGGAGAUCUCUUGCGGUCCGAGAUCGCGCCUGUUUUGGGAGAAAUUGCGAAGAAAUCCGCUUAUGAGAAGUUGCUUACUGUCGACUUCUUUGUCAAGGCAUUUGCUCUUGUAGGAGACACGGAGAGUUGCUUAGCUUUGAAAUAUGAGGCCUUAGUUCUGCGGGAGACAAAAUGUGCUGUUGAUCAUGACCUGCAUGUGUCAUAUCAGGAAUGGUAUGCUUUCGGCAAGGACUCACUCGAUAAUGGAUUCUAUACAAUUGCUGUCAAGGGAUUUGAAAGGGCACUCUUGUGCAUCCAAUCACAUGGCAAUAUAGAUCCUGACUUGGAUACUUUCUCGAUUGAGGCACACAUGAUUGAUGAAAUAAAAAAGCUCAGGGACAUGGCCGCAACAUUAGUUGCAUCACAUUCUGUCUAUACAGAAUCGGCCAACUACAUGAAGAGAAAAGCUAUUCACGAUGAAGGAAAGUGGACCUCACGUUCAGAUAAGAGACAAGAAGUUGCAAGCGUAACGUUCAGGAAUGGAAUUAAGAGAAGAAACAUGAUGAAACUACAACAGAGUCAGCGCUUGCUUCAGAACACCACGCCUUAAGCAAUUGCCAAUCCAAGUAUAUGACAUUUGUUUUCAAAGGUAACAGAUAUCUUUAAUCAUCUUUUGACGCAACUCUGUUUGCUUGCACAAUAAAGGAUACUUAGUUCCUUGGCAUACAUGGAAAUUUUAAGCUUCUGGUUUCUCUUCCGUUAA